Messenger RNA from Diuraphis noxia (Russian wheat aphid), 2913 nucleotides. Its product is annotated as WD repeat-containing protein 47. NCBI's taxonomy places the organism in Eukaryota, Metazoa, Arthropoda, Insecta, Hemiptera, Aphididae. Gene Ontology annotation, molecular function: protein binding. The record is from RefSeq and is a predicted model, not a curated record.
UAACAGUUGUAUCAAACAUAAAUUAUUUCCACAGAUGUGUAAAAAAUAUGCAUAGAAAAUUUAUUUCAAGAUUGCGUAUAUGUUACGUGAUGCCAACAGCAAAGAUUUCUGUACGGGAAGAAGAUAUUAUUAGAUUAACUUUGGAGUUUUUGCAUAAUCGCGAACUUCAUAUAUCUCAAUUAAGCGUAGAACGUGAAACUGGUGUUAUAAAUGGAAGUUAUUCAGAUGAUGCGUUGUUUCUUCGUCAACUCAUUUUGGAUGGGCAAUGGGAUGACGUACUUGAAUUCAUUCAACCACUGGAAGUAAUACCAACUUUUCCUACCAAUAAAUUUAGGUACUGUAUAUUAAGACAUAAAUAUGCCGAACUAAUAUGUAUGAAAUCAGAAGCGACUGUGGUAGGAAGUGUAGACACUGCAGUAGAAGAAGUGGUUAAAGUUCUAAAUGAAUUAGAAAAAGUAUGCCCUUCUAAAGAGGAAUAUUCUAAUCUUUGUUUAAUGUUGACAUUACCAAGACUAUCCGAUAAUUUAGGAUAUAAAGAUUGGAACCCUAGUACAGCGAGAGUACAAUGCUUUAAACAAGUUUAUCCUCUUGUAAUGAAAUUUUUACCAUGUGACAAAAAACCUGUUAUGCCAGAUGCAAUAAAUGACAGGCUUAUUCAGUUAAUUAUUAAAGGAAUGCUUUAUGAAUCUUGUUGUAAUUUUUGUAAAUCUAAAGCAGUUGGAAGUACACAGCCUUUUGGCCCUAAUGUUUUAAAUUUUUCACAUAUAUUUAAUGGAUCGGAAGGUUAUAAAGAUACAGAUCUUAGUUUGAUGUCAUGGCUUCAAAGCAUUCCAGCUGAAACUUUUAUUGUGCCUUUCGAACAAAAAACAUUAAAUGUUGAACUUGAACAGUUAGAGAGACCGUCUUUGGAAACAUCAUGGACGGAACACAUGCUCGUUACUCCUAUAAAACCAAAGCAAUUCCCACAUUCUGCAAUGCCAUUCACUAGACCACGAUCAGCUGCCGAUAUUAUGUCACGUUCCUUGCUGCCAAAUCUUGACCACACUUCUUCGUCAUCUCUUAUAUCAUCAAUCGGGGUACCUAAUACGCCGUCAAACCUUGUAAAAUCGUCUUUUGCAAGUUUUCAUUUAACAGGACUGAAAAGUAAUACACCUAUGACUAGUUCAGUAGAUAAAUUAUUUGAAAGUGAAGUUUUCGUGAAUAGUAUGAACGGAGAGUUACCUUCUAUUACUGAAGUUGUGACACCUGUAAAAGAAAAUAGAAAAUUUGUUUCGGAAUUAUCGUCUCCAGAACCUGGAAGGUCAUCAAAUUCUACGACAACGUCAAAUACUACCAGGUCAUCUAGAAGAGACUCACUUACUGAUCGAUAUCAAUCAUUGUCUAUUAACCAAUCUAGUACUAGUUUUGAUAUGCAGAAUAGUCAGUGUGAUUUACUUAAGGAAUAUCAACGCCAAAAACAAAGAUAUCAUGAUGCCUUACAAGAUCAAGAAAGAGAAAGACUAGAGCUUAUAGAGCAAUUGCGUAGUACUGAAUCGAAACUUCAAGAAGAAAACAGUGAAUUAUCAAAUAAAGUUGUUCUGUCUGAAACAGCUACAUUUUCAAAUAAUAAUGCUGCCAAACCUCCAAUCCCUACAAAAGUAAAUGUAAUAAAUGGCAGUAAAGGAGAAUGGAUUUCUGAGAAUGAUAACAAUUUAAAGGAAAUGCAGCCGACAUCGACGGCGGCCAUCGGCAGCAACAAGACGACCGGCGCCAACCACUCUGGCGAUGGAUUACAGGAUAAUAGCGAUCAACACGGCAAACCCAGGUUCAUACCGGUCACCCGGUUGGAGGACGUGCAGGCGGUCCGGUGCGCGGAGUUCCAUCCGCACGGUUCCGUGUACGCUGUCGGAUCCAAUUCCAAAACGCUUCGGAUAUGCGCUUAUCCCAAAGUGACGGAUAUCAGAGAGAAUCACGUGGCCCAGCAGCCGACCGUAUUGUUCAAACGUACCAGACAUCACAAGGGUUCGAUAUACUGCAUGUCGUGGACCCCAGACGGAUCGCUGAUCGCCACCGGAAGCAAUGACAAGACGGUCAAGCUGAUGCGGUUUAACGCGGACACGUCGAAUCUGGAGGGCCAAGAGAUUGAGUUGGCCAUGCACGAUGGUACGGUCAGGGACGUUUGUUUCAUCGAGGACACGAGCAACAGGAGCAGUCUGCUAAUCAGUGGCGGUGCCGGUGACUGCAAGAUAUAUGUGACYGACUGCGAGACCGGACAACCGUACCAAGCGCUCAGCGGCCAUUCCGGUUCUUAUUUAAUAUUUCAUAUAAUUUAUUAUGGUUGGAAAGGAAUAAUCACGARAAUAAACCAUGAGGCGUCAGCCACAAAAAUACCAUUGUCACACGUCAUGACCACAUUAUUUGAGCAUUCCAUAGGUUUUUUUUAUAUUGUACAUUAUGUUACACAGCAAGGAUCACCGGUGGCCGCCGUCUGCGUGGAGCCAUCUGGGCGGCUGUUGGUCAGCGGUCACGAGGACUCGGCGUGCGUCUUGUACGACAUCCGGGGUUCCAGGAGCUUGCAGUGUUUCAAGCCGCACUCGGCUGACGUGCGUUCGUUGCGAUUCUCACCAAGUGCCUAUUAUUUGCUAACCGGUGGAUACGAUAACAAGCUGGUGYUAACCGACUUGCAAGGUGAUUUGACAACAACGCUGCCGAGUGUGGUGGUCGCUCAACACCAGGACAAAGUGAUAUCUGGCAGGUGGCACCCCACAGACUUUUCRUUUUUGAGUACCAGUGCUGAUAAGACAACCACUCUGUGGGCUUUACCACCAUAUAAAUAAUACAAAUAACCAACGGAACAGAUUAUAAUUUAAUAAUACACGUUAAGGCUUUGUAUUGCAAAAAAAUCAGAAAGAUUUUUAAACAAAAAUUAAAAAA